Penicillium verhagenii is the source of this 3681-nucleotide messenger RNA. RefSeq names its product putative RNA binding protein Jsn1. The record is from RefSeq and is a predicted model, not a curated record. Lineage: Eukaryota; Fungi; Ascomycota; Eurotiomycetes; Eurotiales; Aspergillaceae. The transcript is spliced from 2 exons. The annotation marks the transcript as partial. Gene Ontology annotation, molecular function: RNA binding.
GAUUGCUUUGCUUGGGGGCUUUUCAACAUUAAAGUGUUGCCGGUUUCGCGCCCUGAAAUCCAAAUGACUUACAACUACAUCCCCACCUCUCAGCCCAUGUCGGGGACCUCGACAGGACGCAGUUCCCCUAGCGAUUUGGGCGGAUCCGGGACAGCCAAGGCGCCCUUUGGCCCUCCUGGGUCGAUUGGUGCUGCCAGGCUGGGGGCCGGGUCUCCCUCGGAGCUGGGAGGACGUCUGUACCCGAAACGUGCCCGUGAAAUUCAAGCGCAAGAAGGCGUGUCUUCUAAUAUCUGGGGUCCUCCGACCAGCGGUCAUUCAACCCCGCUUCGGGAGAAUAUCCCCGAAUCGCCCAGUCAGGAUAGUUUCCCUGACCUCAUUACCAACUCCAGUGCCUCCAUGUCUGGCUCUGGGCGCAGGGCUCGAGCUGGAACCGUGCCUUCUCGAUUCCCACCAAUGACAACUUUGAGUGAAAUGGACCUUCAACAGCCAUUCAUCUCGCAAACCUCUCGACCCACGCCCUCGACCAGUCCGUUCCGCCCUCCAGGUGUCUCUGGAAUCGAUACGGGUGCGCAAAUUGCUAGCUCAGGUGCGCCAAACCCGGCCCUGCUAUCCCGUCUUCGAGCUGGCUCGAUGCCGCAGAGGGGCGGCUUGCUUGGCUCAGUUAAUCCUUUCGGUCCGUCAUUGUUCACUUCGGCUUGGUCGAGUGGUCGCGAUCGUGCCUCAACCUUAACUAGCAUUCGGUCGUCGGAUGACCCCAGCUCACCUAGCUUCUCUUCGUUCUCGCGAGAUGGUCUGACGGACUCCGACAGGACUUUGGAUUACCUUGGUCUUGCGGAGACUCCUCAGGCCGGACGAGCGGCUCUUGCACGGCCUUCUAUGGAGGCCCUUAUGCAACAGCAGCAGCAGCAGCAGCAGCAUGCGCCUGGACUACCAGGGCUUCUGGCUGAUAUGGCAAUGAUGAAGAGCAAUAACCGCUUUAGGUCGUAUUCCGUGAAUGCAAAGGAAAAGUAUGCCGAUGAUGAAGAUAUGGAAUAUGAGAGCCGCUACUCUCAACUUCCCUCCGGAACUCUGACACCAUCUGCCGCUGCGACAGCUGCUCAACUCGCCGCGACACAGGCGCAAAUCCACCAGCACAAUCUGGCUGUUCAGGCCUUUGCCUCCCAUGCCUCGGUCAAUCGGCCUCGAGCACGCACUGCUGGUAUUCUAGAGGCUCCUCCUACUCGGUCAUCUAUUCGUAACUACCUAGCAACUCCCUCGCGUCUUGACAAUUCAUUCAAUGCCGAGGAUCUCAUGGUAGAGAAUGAUUAUGAUGAUUUGUCUGAUGCUGUUCUCGGACUCCAUCUUGGAGGAAACGGAAUUCCAAUGGGUAUGCGGGCCACCGGUGAGAUGGUGGAUGAAAACAAUCAGGAUGGACCAACCCGAGCACUGUGGAUCGGCAGCAUUCCCGUGUCGACAACUGUGACUUCUCUUGAGGCCAUCUUUGGUAUGUACGGAAAGAUUGAGUCCACUCGUGUUCUCACUCACAAGAACUGUGGAUUUGUCAAUUUUGAGCGCCUCGAAAGUGCAGUGCAGGCACGGUCGGUUCUCAAUGGCAAGGAGAUCUUCCCAGGUGCGGGACCUGUCCGAAUUGGCUACGCCAAGGUUCCUGGUGCUUCGGCAACAGGCACGCCUGGUGCAAACGGCAUUCAGUCAUCCCCAACCCCUGACUCAACCUACAAGUCUAACCUUGCGAUGGGUGAAGGUCUGGACCGGGCAGAGACUGGCUCUGUUCCCCAGAUCCCAGCACUCAGUGACCUUCUUCCUGAGAUCAUCGACAUUAUACAAGACUUCGGGGCUAAUGAGGAUAACACGCUCAAUAUCAAGAAUAUUGUUCAAGGUGCCAUCGCUUUCCAAGACUUUGAGCCGGAAAUCCCUCCAAUUCCUGAGCCUAGCCAGACUCGGAUGUUUGACGCCCCUCGCCUUCGUGACAUUCGUAAGCGAAUUGAGGCCAACACUUGUUCCAUUCAAGAGGUUGAAGAAACAGCCGGUGCAAUGCUUCCUGAGAUCGCAGAACUGGCCUCCGAUUACCUGGGUAAUACCGUCGUCCAAAAGCUCUUCGAGAUUUGCUCCGAGUCUACCAAAGAGCAGAUGCUUUCACACAUUGCUCCCCAUCUGGCCGAGAUUGGUGUUCACAAAAAUGGAACUUGGGCUGCACAGAAGAUCAUUGACGUUGCUAAGACACCCACUCAAAUUAACAUGAUCAUCGAUGCUCUCCGUCCUCACGCUGUCUCUCUCUUCCUGGAUCAAUACGGAAACUAUGUGCUCCAAGGUUGCCUGCGAUUUGGUGCUCCUUACAACAACUUCAUCUUCGAGACCAUGCUUAGUCGGAUGUGGGAGAUUUCCCAGGGACGAUUUGGCUCUCGGGCCAUGCGUGCUUGUUUGGAAAGUCACCACGCCACAAAGGAUCACCAACGCAGCCUUGCUGCUGGCAUCUCACUUCACACCCCAAAGCUUGUCACCAAUGCCAACGGGGCUCUUUUACUCACUUGGUUACUUGACAAUUGCACUUUCCCUCUUCGUCGGACUGUUCUUGCCCCAUUGCUCGUUCCUCAUCUCGUGUACCUUUGCACCCAUAAAGUGGCUUACCUCACAGUUCUCAAGGUCAUUAAUCAGCGCAAUGAGAACGAUGCCAGAGAGACCAUUAUCAGAGCCUUGUUCUUCAGCCCCGGUGAUGAAACGUUGGAGAAAAUCCUGAGUGACCAGACUUCCGGCGCCACUAUGAUUUUCAAGGUUCUGACUACUCCAUUCUUCGAUGAAGCCAUGCGUGCGGAAGUUGUGAAGAAUGUCGCAAAGGUCUUGACCAAAAUAAAGGCCUCUCCUAGUCAGGGAUACAAGCGCCUGAUGGACGAAGUCGGUCUCUCCUCGCGUGGAAGCGGCCGUGAGCAUCAUCAUGGGCGCGAGCACGGUACAAGCCACUCUUCCACCCCGGAAAAGCCUCAACAACGUCAGUCAUCCAGGCACGGAAAUUCCAAUUACCCUCCUCAGCCUCCCAUGGAACGACAGUACAGCGGACAAUUUACAGACUCUCGCUCGAUUGCUGCCGACCACAACAACGCUCCCUCGUUGGAUCCGUAUGCCAGCAAUGGUAUGAAUGGCAUUAAUGGCAUGAAUGGCAUGAAUGGGUUUGCAAACCCCUUAAAUGGUCUGGGUGGUGCUGGGUUCCAGGAUCCUGUCUCACAGCUUCCCCAGUUACAGUACCACCAGAACUACCUUGCUGCCCAAGGACGCGGUGUCUCUCCUGCUGGCAUGUACGGUAAUAUGCCGGGGGGCAAUUUCGGAUACCCAGGCGGGUCGCCUUCCGUUGAGAACUUGCGAAGCAUGCAAAACCAGCAAUCGUCACCACUGUCAGGACCCAACCACAUGCUCGGCCAGUCAAACUACCCUUCGCAACAAUUUAGCCAAGGAAUGCCUCCUGCUCAAGUCUACCCAUAUCCGCAGUACUACUCCCAGCCCCAACCGGGACAGCCCCAGCCCGGACAGCUCCAGCCGGGACAACUCCAGCCGGGACAACUCCAGCCGGGACAGCCACAGCCGGGCCAGCCACAGCCAGGCCAGGGACAGCCGGGUCAGGGACAGCCAGGCCAGGGACAGUCGGGCGGUGGCCGACGUGGACGGGUGAGUUAUCUCUAUGAUGCCUACUAG